Molecule: messenger RNA, 357 nt
Organism: Lactuca saligna
Lineage: Eukaryota; Viridiplantae; Streptophyta; Magnoliopsida; Asterales; Asteraceae
Source: the annotation of a GenBank genome assembly
AUGGCUCUAGAAGAAUGUCACAUCUCUGAGGGGUUCAAGAACAUGUCACAAGCUAGUGAUGGCGGAGGAAAUGAUUUGACGAAAGGACUAUGGACUCCCCAAGAGGAUGCACUACUGGUAAAAUAUGUAACGGAAAAUGGCGAAAGGAGAUGGAAUGAUGUUUCGAAAAAGUUUGGGUUAAUGAGAUGUGGGAACAGUUGUAGGCUUCGAUGGUUUAACCAUUUAAGGUCUAAUCUCAAGAAAGAAGAUUUUACUCCUGAAGAAGAAAACAUCAUCUUAAAGCUUCAUGCAAAAUAUGGCAACAGAUGGUCACAUCUUGCUCGUCAUGUACAUUUCUCUCCCCUUUUCUCUCUUUGA